Messenger RNA from Varanus komodoensis (Komodo dragon), 8636 nucleotides. It is a transcript of the gene TNRC6C, whose product is annotated as trinucleotide repeat containing adaptor 6C. Gene Ontology annotation, molecular function: protein binding; RNA binding. Lineage: Eukaryota; Metazoa; Chordata; Lepidosauria; Squamata; Varanidae. The transcript has 23 exons. Gene Ontology annotation, biological process: positive regulation of nuclear-transcribed mRNA poly(A) tail shortening; miRNA-mediated post-transcriptional gene silencing. The record is from RefSeq and is a predicted model, not a curated record. Gene Ontology annotation, cellular component: nucleoplasm; P-body. Bases 489 to 5888 code for a protein of 1799 amino acids.
UUUUCUGCUGCUGUAUAUAUGCUGCUGAACAAAAAACCAAAGUGCCAGAACCUAUUAAGACCAGUUUAAGCCAGCCCCAACCUGCCGGUACCAGUACCAGUACUUCCACCAGCACUAUUACUAACAAUAGCAAUGGCAAGCGUGCAUCUGCCAAUGGACAGCAGCCAGCUGCAUCCCGAUACCUGCCUCGUGAGGUGCCUCCACGCUUCCGCCAACAGGAACAGAAGCAGCUCUUAAAGAGAGGCCAGCCUCUGCCUACCGGAACUCUGAUCAGCACGAGCCCAGCACAAGGUACUGGACAAGCAGGAGCAAGUCCUCCUCCACAACCAGGAGCAGGUGGACAUCACCACCCCAGUAAGACCCAGACCCCAACAGCUCUACAGGAUGAGGCUCACUCUGUACACUGCCGACAUAUUGAAGCCGAGAGCCCAGGCGAACCUAGAUGCAGGAGGGGAGACAGCUCUGCACACAAUGUAGCGUCUCCUAGGAUGGUUGGGCAGCACCUUUCCUCAGAACUUGGUCACAGCGGAUUGGGAGACCAUUAUGAGAAUACUCACUGGGGACAGCAGCCCACUUUCCGAAGUGAAGCCAAUUGCAGCUGGGAUAAAGUGAUAAUAGACAGGACUGACAAGGAAGCGUGGCCUUCCAUUACAGGAACUGAGACUGAGUCUGCCUCAGAAUGUACUACAGACACUGACUCUGCCUCCAACUGUGGCUCAGAGAAUAGUAGCAUGGCUACAGGGAGUGCCCAAGGCAACUUCACUGGACAUACAAAGAAACCCAAUGGCAAUAAUGGCACCAAUGGAGCACUCAUCCAAAGCACUUCUAACCAGAGUGCCCUUGGAGCUGGUGGAGCAAAUGGUAAUGGAAACUCAGCCAGAGUGUGGGGUGUUGCCACAGGUUCCAGCUCUGGCUUAGCUCAUUGCUCUGCCAGUGGUGGGGAUGGAAAGAUGGACAACAUGAUUGGAGAUGGUAGAAGUCAAAAUUGCUGGGGUGCUUCCAACUCAAAUGCUGGCAUUAAUCUUAACCUUAACCCCAAUGCCAAUCCAGCUGCCUGGCCUGUACUCGGACAUGAAGGAACUGUGGGAGCAGGCAACCCCUCCAGUAUUUGCAGUCCAGUCAGUGCCAUAGGUCAGAACAUGGGCAACCAGAAUGGGAACCCAACAGGCACCUUAGGUGCUUGGGGAAACUUGUUGCCGCAAGAGAGCACAGAACCACAAACGUCCACUUCUCAGAAUGUGUCUUUCAGCGUACAACCUCAGAACCUUAACACUGAUGGACCAAAUAACGCUAACCCCAUGAACUCUUCACCAAACCCUAUCAAUGCAAUGCAGACAAAUGGACUGCCGAACUGGGGCAUGGCUGUUGGCAUGGGGGCCAUCAUCCCGCCCCAUCUGCAAAGCCUUCCUGGUGCUAAUGGGACAUCAGUAUCUCAAGUCGGUGGGGGAAGUGGUGAAGGAAUGGGCAAUUCAGUGUGGGGGAUAUCCCCAAGUAAUCCUGCCACAGGAAACAGCAAUUCUGGGUUCAGUCAGGGGAAUGGAGACACUGUGAACUCAGCAUUAAGUGCUAAACAAAAUGGAUCCAGCAGUGCUGUGCAAAAGGAAGGAAAUGGAACAAGUGCAUGGGAUUCAGGACCUCCUACUGGUCCUGGUGUCUUAGCAUGGGGCAGGGGCAGUGGCAACAGUGGUGUCAGUAAUAUGCAUGCUGGUGCUUGGGGCCACCCAAGCCGCAGUGCCAGUAAUGGUGUCAAUGGUGAAUGGAGCAAGCCCCCAAACCAGCAUUCCAGUAAUGACAUCAAUGGGAAAGGAUCAACAGGGUGGGAUAGCUCUAGUGUUACCAGCCAGAAUCCUGCCAUGCAGCAGGGCAAUGAACAAAUAAACUCUUGGGCCAAAGCUGCAGCAUCUGGCAACACAGGUAGUGAAGGAAGUAAUGAUAGCAAUGGGAGCCAGAAUGAAGGUAGUACUGGGAGGGAAGGAACUGGAGAGGGUCGAAGAAGAGACAAGGGGAUUAUAGAACAAGGAUCUGUCCAGUUGCCAAGGAAUGACCUUGACCCAAGAGUUCUGUCCAACACUGGAUGGGGACAGACUCCUGUAAAGCAAAACACUGCCUGGGAAUUUGAAGAAUCUCCAAGGUCUGAACGAAAGAAUGACAAUGGAACUGAGGCCUGGGGUUGUGCAGCUACUCAGCCUUCAAACUCGGGGGGCAAGAAUGAUGGGUCCAUCAUGAACAGUACAAAUACCUCUUCAGUAUCUGGGUGGGUCAGCUCUCCACCCGCAACAGUUCCGACUAAUACAGGUUGGGGCGACAACAAUAACAAAGCGCCAAAUGGCCCUGGGGGAUGGGGAGAGCCGACAAGUUCUACUGCUGUCAAUAAUGCUGCUGCUGCCAAAAGUGGCCACACUUGGAGUGGGACCACCAAUCAGGAGGACAAGUCACCUACUUGGGGUGAACCUCAGAAACCCAAAUCUCAAAACUGGGGAGAUGGACAGAAAUCAAAUCCAGGCUGGACUUCAGGUGGUGGAGAUUGGGUUGAUUCUUCAUCUGUCUCUGGACACUUGGGAGAUGGGAAAAAGAAUGGUUCUGGAUGGGAUGCUGAUAAUAGAUCAGGGUCUGGCUGGAAUGAUGCUACACGUUCUGGGACCAGUGGAUGGGGAAAUGGCACAAACAGCAAGGCUACUACAGGUACAAGCUGGGGGGAAUCUUUAAAACCUGGUCCACAACAAAACUGGGCUUCUAAAUCCCAGGACACCAACGUGAGUAAUUGGGGAGGAGCUGCUUCUGUUAAACAGACUGGAUCUGGAUGGGUUGGUGGACCAGUGCCAGCCAAACAGAAGGAUAGUAGUGAAGCAACUGGGUGGGAAGAGCCUUCUCCACCAUCCAUUCGGCGCAAGAUGGAGAUUGAUGAUGGUACCUCAGCUUGGGGUGACCCCAAUUAUAACAACAACAAGACUGUAAAUAUGUGGGAUAGAAACAAUCCUGUAAUCCAGAGCAGUACUGCUGCCACCACCACUACCACCACCAUUAUCAACGCAAACAUGGCUGAACCUCAGCCACCGCACCAGUCAAGUGCCCAGUCAAACCGGUCCCCGCUGCUUGGUCCAGCAGGCUGGGGAGAGAUGCCUGCUGUCCAUGCAAAGCCUGAAGCUUCAUGGGGAGAGCCUUCCUCCCCUUCUGCUGCAGUUGAUAAUGGCACUUCAGCAUGGGGGAAGCCCCCCAGUAGUGGUACAGGGUGGGGAGAUAACUCUGCUGAGUCAGCAGGGACAUAUGGAAGAGUGAGUGCACCAGCUGCUGCCCCGGUACUGUGCAAACCAGCUUCUAAAUCUUCUAUGCAAGAAAGCUGGGGCAGUGGUGGAGAUGAAGUAAAUCUCAGUACAAGUCAGUGGGAAGAUGAAGAAGGAGAUAUGUGGAAUAAUACUGCUUCACAAGAGAGUAAUUCCUCUUGUAGCUCCUGGGGGAAUGCCCCAAAGAAAGGACUUCAAAAGGGCAUGAAGACAUCUAGUAAGCAAGAUGAGGCCUGGAUCAUGAAUCGUCUGAUAAAACAGCUCACAGACAUGGGCUUCCCAAGAGAGCCAGCAGAAGAGGCCUUGAAGAGUAACAGUAUGAAUCUAGAUCAGGCCAUGAGUGCUCUGCUGGAAAAGAAGGUGGAAAUGGACAAGCGUGGAAUGGGAGUGGCUGACUACAAUGGAAUGGUCACCAAACCCCUUGGCUGCCGCCCACCACCAAUCUCCAAAGAGUCUUCCAUGGACCGCCCCACCUUCCUUGACAAGGAUGGCGGCCUAGUGGAAGAGCCCACUACUUCACCAUUUUUGCCUUCACCAAGCCUGAAGCUCCCCCUUUCAAACAGUGCACUCCCUAAUCAGACCCUGGGUGGGAUUGCCUCAGGGCUGGGCAUGCAAAACUUGAAUUCUUCUAGACAGAUACCGAGUGGCAAUCUGGGUAUGUUUGGCAAUAGCGGAGCAGCACAAGCCAGGACCAUGCAGCAGCCGCAGCAACCGCCAGUGCAACCUCUUAACUCAUCCCAGCCUAGUCUUCGUGCUCAAGUGCCUCAGUUUCUCUCCCCUCAGGUUCAAGCACAGCUUUUGCAGUUUGCAGCAAAAAACAUUGGUCUCAAUCCUGCACUAUUAACCUCGCCAAUUAAUCCUCAGCAUAUGACGAUGUUGAACCAGCUCUAUCAGCUGCAGCUGGCGUACCAACGUUUACAAAUCCAGCAGCAGAUGUUACAGGCCCAGCGCAAUGUUUCCGGACCCAUCAGACAACAGGAGCAGCAAGUUGCACGUACAAUCAAUAACAUGCAGCAGCAGAUCCAGCAGCACCAGCGCCAGCUGGCCCAGGCCCUGCUUAUGAAGCAGCAGCCACCCCCUCCACAUCUAUCUUUGCACCCCUCUGCAGGCAAAUCAGCCAUGGAUAACUUCUCACCCCAUCCCCAGGCUCCUGGCCUAUCUGACCUGCAGACCAAAGAGCAACAGUCUUCACCGAACACCUUUGCUCCUUACCCCCUUGCUGGACUGAACCCAAACAUGAAUGUAAACAGCAUGGACAUUCCUGGUGGUUUGUCAGUGAAGGACUCUUCUCAGUCCCAAUCUCGCCUUCCUCAAUGGACACACCCCAAUUCAAUGGAUAAUCUCUCCAGUGCGGCUUCUCCACUUGACCAGAAUCCAAGCAAGCACGGUGCUAUCCCUGGAGGCCUGAGUAUUGGUCCUCCAGGCAAGUCCUCCAUUGAUGACUCUUAUGGCCGGUAUGAUCUGAUUCAAAACAGUGAGUCACCAGCCAGUCCUCCUGUAGCCGUUCCUCACAGCUGGUCACGUGCCAAAUCGGAUAGUGAUAAAAUCUCCAAUGGCUCCAGCAUCAACUGGCCACCAGAAUUUCAUCCUGGAGUACCAUGGAAAGGAUUGCAGAAUAUUGACCCUGAGAACGAUCCUGAUGUUACACCUGGAAGUGUUCCAACAGGGCCUACUAUUAACACCACCAUACAGGAUGUUAAUCGCUAUCUGCUCAAGAGUGGAGGGUCAUCCCCAACAUCAUCUCAGAAUGCCACGCUGCCUUCAUCGAGUGCCUGGCCACUUAGUGCCUCCGGCUACAGUAGCUCUUUCAGCAGCAUUGCAUCCGCACCUAGCAUUGCAGGUAAAUUGUCAGACAUCAAGUCAACAUGGUCUUCUGGCCCAAUUUCUCACACACAAGCCUCUUUGUCCCAUGAACUGUGGAAGGUACCCAGAAACACUACUGCUCCUACAAGACCACCUCCAGGCUUAACAAACACCAAGCCCUCAUCUACCUGGGGUGCCAGCCCACUGGGUUGGACCAGCUCUUACUCCUCUGGCUCAGCCUGGAGUACUGACAGCUCAGGAAGAACAAGUAGCUGGCUGGUUCUCCGGAACCUCACACCCCAGAUUGAUGGCUCCACACUGCGUACUCUGUGCUUGCAGCAUGGUCCUCUUAUUACAUUCCAUCUGAACCUGACUCAAGGGAAUGCUGUGGUCCGAUAUAGUUCUAAGGAAGAAGCAGCGAAGGCCCAGAAGUCCCUGCAUAUGUGUGUUUUGGGGAACACAACCAUCUUGGCCGAGUUCGCUGGAGAAGAGGAAGUGAACCGUUUUUUAGCACAAGGCCAGCCACUGCCCCCCACCUCCAGUUGGCAGUCGAACACUGGAACCACCCAGACACGCUUGGGAUCCACAAGUGGCUCACACGGCAUGGUGCGCAACGAUGCAGGCCACUGGAAUACCCCCUGCCUAGGUGGGAAAGGGAGCAGCGACCUGCUCUGGGGCGGGGUCCCUCAGUACUCAAGCAGCCUUUGGGGUCCACCCAGCACCGAUGAUGGCAGGGUUAUCGGAAGCCCAACGCCUUUGAAUACUCUGCUCCCAGGUGACCUUCUCAGCGGGGAGUCCAUCUAGGACACCAGAGAAACAAGUGGAAGUAACAAUCAUCAGCACUAAAGAAAAAAUAAUGGUAACCCUUUCCAGUCCAGGGCAUCGCAAAGAAUCCAGCUUUAAUAGAUCAGACUGGCAGCCCUUUUUAGUACCUCUGUCCAAUAUCGACUAUGAAACUCUGCCGAAGUCCUUGUGAACUGUUAGUGCAACAGUAUGGGCUCCCUUUGGUCAGUGUCACGUGCUAAUGAUAGGUUUUAUGUGGGUUUUUUUCCAAUGGCUUUUUAAUUUUGUUUUUAUGUUUGUAUGGUGUUUUUAAAGACGUAUAAAAGCUGCUUAGACUAGUUCUAUCAUGAAGGGCACUUUUCAGAAUUUGGGCUGGAAAGGGUUAUUUUAUCAACUUUGGGAGUGGGGGAGGGAUGAAGGGGGGAUGUGAGAAAGCCUAUUUAAAAUGAGCCUGUGAUAAUUAUGCACAUUACCAGAGGCGGAUCCAGUAAUCAGUAGGGGGUGGCAUCCGACCAGCCCAUCAGCAGCAAUGGGGAACAAAUCUUACGCCCCUUAGCUGUACAACUUGGCUUGAGAGGUGGGCGAGGUGGAAUCUCCAUGUCCACUGCUCCCGUGGGUCUUGCCUAUGCACAUUGUUAUUACACUUGUUUCAUUACUUUUUGUGUCAUUGUUCUUUUCUUUAAUCUCCCCCCCAAAAUAGUAAAACAAAAUUUUGUUUUGGUUUUGUUUUGUUUUUUGGGUUUUUUUUUUUUUUGGAAAAAAAACACAUAUCAAACAUGCAACUAUACUUGAAUCCAGCAGGCCAAUAACAAAAUGUGAACACUUUCUAUUAUUACACUUCCAGGUUGGCAUCAGAACACAAAUGAACAGGCUCUAGGAAUAUUUUUGUUAUUGUUGUUCAGUUCUUUCUUAUAUGUAUGCAUUGGGGGAAAGAUGGAUCGAUGUGUGAGCGUAUGGACGUGUGUGUGCGCGCCAGCUGUACAACCUAACAAACAGUGUGAUUUUUUUUCUUUUUUCCUUCUCAGUAUAUGCUUUUGAUUUGCUCAUUGGUCAAACAUUUGUUAUUAGCUUCUAACUUUGCACUGAGUGUCCACAGCCCUUCUUGUAGCUAAUCCUACUUUUUUUUUAAGAAAAAAACUGAUAGGAGGGGCUGGCGACAAUUCAUGUGUAAAUGUUUACUCAAGGACUCUUACCGCAUUUUAAAAACUUACAGUGUGUAUCUCUGGAGAAUAAUAUGUAUAUCUACCUUUAGCAGCUUUUUAUUGUGGACUAAUGCAAGGAAAUAAUUACCGGAGUAUUGCACCAUUUUUCCCCAUUCGGAAUAUAAAGUAAAAAAAAAAAAAAAAAGGAAAAAACUCUUGUUGAACUGUGGCCAUAAAUACUUGUAAAGAGUGGAUGGUUCCCUGCAAGCCGGAACAGAAACAAGCACUUGGACAUGGGUUUUGACUGCUUUUGGAGGAGCCUACGGUUUCAGCUCCCACCUGUUUACAGACCUUUUUUUUCCUCCUUCAAACUUUAAAAUAAAAAAAGGAAUUGAAAAAAAGAAAAAAAAUAGACUUCCAUCAUAAAGAAACCUAUUUUCAGAAUGAAGAUAUGCUACUUCAGAGCUCUGGGAUUGAACAGUGUUUGUUGUUGUUGUUAUUGUUGUUGUUGUUGUUUAUCCUUUUCUUUGGCCAUUGCUGUGUACUCUUUUUGUUGUUGUUUUUCUCUUCGUCAAGAGUGGCGAAAAAUAUUGUGAUCACUAUCUUGCACAUGGUGGAAGAUGUCUCAGGAAAGCCGGGUUUCCCGAGGAGCAACUCCACACCAUUUCAUGUAUUUUUUAAACCCAACUCCUAGCACUGAAGAUAUUAUUAAAAAACAAAAUGAAAAAAUGAAAUAAAAAAGACAGUAAGAGAAGAAAAAUACCUAAUCUAAUGUGUAGCAGUUACAUAUUUACCAAAUAAUGGACUCAAAAGAAAUAGAUGUUUGAAGAGUGCUUUAUAUAUUAAAAAAUUGCUUUAUGUUUAAAAAUGAUCAAUGUUUUUGAUUGUUUUGAAAGGAAGAAAGACAAUGGAAUAACAUACCCUUUGAGUAUGUUUUUAAAAAUUAUAUGAACAUUGUUCUCCCUGCCUGCUUGGAUCAGGAAACUUGUGCAUUACAUUUUGUUUUGUUUUGUUUUGUUAAAGAUUAGCUUUUUAAUGGUUUUGUCCAAUUAAAAAGGGUCCUGCAAGAUUGCAAAUCAACAAAAGCUGGUUUUCUAGAGGAUCAUGAACUAUGCACAGAUUGGGUUCCAUACUUGUGUUUUCUCAAGUUUUCGUAGUGUAUUUAGCUGAAUACCCUUUUCUCAGAGUGAUUGCAUCUCAUUCUCAUUACACGCACUCUACAUAUGUAUUCUGUAUAUAUCUUUCUCUUAACACAUACACACAUACACACACACACAAACAUAUUUAUAUAUAAAAUACAUAUGUGCCUAUGUGCGGAUUGAAAUAGUCAAUACAAUUUUCCAUGCUAAAGUUUAGUAAUGAGUUGUAGAAGAACUCCCGAUCAUUUAAAAUUGGGGAUGGACAUUUUUUAAAAAAACUGUUUUUGUUUUGUUUUGUUUUUUGCCUUUCAUUUUGAAUUCAAGAUGUCUGUAACUCUGAGAUGAAAAGAUAAAAAAGUUUGUGGCUUUUAAUGUUAUUUCUCCUCAUAGAAUGUGAUUGUUAAAAACAUGCACCAGAAGUUGCUUUCAAGAGUACGAAGAUUCUUUGAAACUUAAUAAACUGCAGUUUUUCUUGGCUGUUACAGAAA